AUGUCUGCUCACGAGUCGAGUCAUCAGUCACAGGAGGGAGACGGAUCCCAAUCAUUGGCUCCGAUACCGGGACUCCUCCUGCACCUCUUCGAGGCUGAUGGCCCGUCAAUCGACACCGCUGUGAAAGACCUGAAUGUGGCGAUGGCCGAUAUCCCGGCCGAGGAGCGAGAAUCAGCCUACAUGGCUUUCGUUAACGACUACUUCUCGGAUGAUCCAGAGCCGGUCAAGGAGGCCUACCAUUCGCUCUUCGUGCUAUCCCAGGCUACAACAAGGUCUGGUACCGUCAACAUACGGAGGGAGCUCAUAGUGAGCUAUCACUCCCCUUUCUGCGCGGUCGAGCAUACGCUCAUGAAGGCAGGUCGCACGCUCAAGGCUCGCCUGGACUACGAAUACAUCUCCGCUGUCGAAAUCGCCGCCCAAACCACCCAAGAGAGAGUACCUACUCUCGAUCCUACCGUGAGGGGCAGGGAGUCGAUCCAAGGCACCCCCCAGCUGCAGUUUCACAGGAUCCCGGAGCGGGUCCGAAAUGCUCCAUCGGCUCCUCCGAACAUCGGUUUCGCUACUCCUCCUCUGGGUAGAGGUCCAAGGAUCCAACACCAACUCUCAACGCCACCGGUAUCAACCAGGGGGUCCAACAGCACGCAAGCGGCAGACCUCAUUGACAACUUCGUAUCCAGUGUGCCGUCCGACUACAUGAUCGACCGUAAGGAGGCAACCCGUACAAGGCGCGACGUGCAGGGUCUCAAAAUACCAGGUGGCCGUUUUGUUGGUAUGAAUGACUCUCGUCUCUUCAACGUCUGGCUCAAGAAGCUGACGGUACAGGCACGUGCUAACGCUCUAUCGGGUGACGCAGUCGGUCUAUACCACUUCUUAGUGCAAUCCCUGGGGGAAGCAGUUAUUGCUAAGCUGUCACCCACGGCUCCGGGUACACCUUCUUUGAGCGCUAAAUGGGUAGCCGAAAUCCGCAGGGUACUCGAGGCCCUGCAGGUCGAGUGUCGUGGUGUCAGUGCGGAGGUGGUGAAAUGGCAGGCGGAGCAGCUCUUCGACGCUCUUCGUCAACGACAAGACGAGUCUGUUCAAGCAUUCAUCAAGAGGUAUGACCUGUCCGCCUCUGAGCUCGAGGCCCAAAUGGGUGAGGCUGUCCCCGACGCCAGAAAGCUCACGGGGUUAAUCCGAGGGCUCUCUGGGGAUGCCCGGAAGAGAGCGAUGGAUCACGUGUCCCAGGCGGGUGUGGCAGUUACCUAUAGUCAUCUGAUACAGCACUUGAACCACAGAGAGCGUUUGGAGAACGCUAUGCAACCGGGAAAAGUGAGACCCAGACCGUCUGGCUCUCCGGAAAACCCGAGUGCCCACACGGAGCCGGAAUCACCUGCUCCGACAUUCCCUCCAAGGAACAAGGACGGUAAAGCCAAGAAGGAGCUCUGCCGUUUCUUCUACAAGCAUGGCAAGUGCAAGCAUGGUACAGGGUGUCGGUAUGAACAUGUCCGCAGGGGCCAAGCACAGGCAACCGCAGCGGCAGCUGUCGCCGCACCCAUCGAGACCCAAGAGGACUCGGCUAGUGAGGACGGAGACUCUUCUGAUCAGGACGCUGACAUUUGCGAGCAGCAGCUCUACCUGGUUCGCGACGAUGUCCAGAAGCCCGGUCCUACAAUAUUCCUACGCCAUGACACUUGCCCUUCACCUCUCCGGUGCCUUAUCGACACUGGGGCGUUCUACAACUAUAUUCCAUCUGCACUCGCCGAAAAAUUUGGUCUUGAAUUGCGCCCGCUCGACGAGGACAUGGCUCCCUAUGUAAUCCUCGCGGAUCAAGGCCGCGCUAUGCUUUUGGGUAAAGUCAAGCUCGGUUCUACUAUCUUCAGGGUUCUGCGGUCUGAGGCCUGUCAUGCAAUCUUGGGGGUCGUCUCUAUGUGUGAGAUGGGCAUCACAUUGUCUUUCAAGACCGACGGGGUACGGGGACGGCUCGUGAAAGUAUCGAUAAAAAAGCCUGACGGCCAUCAGAUCCAACUGACGGCGGCGAGCGCAGGUGAUCCCGAUCGUCUCCAAUAUGAGCUAUCGGGAAAAGAGGACUGUGAUAACUCGCACCUCGGCAACAACCACAUUUUCCAGAUAUGGAGUCCUCCCACUGAACUUGAGCACAUUGUUCACGCAACGGAUCUCACCAAGCAAUUACAGACGGAUUGGGCGCCGGUGAAAGGAGCUUCAGCUGAUUUCCAGUGGCGGUGCCGUCGCAUCACCGGCUCGGAAGUCCGUGAUCGUCCAGAACAAGAAUUUGUCUACGAGAUCAAUUGGAGCAAUCCCGCUCCGGGGGUUGACCGUGCCCGCUCCGCUGACUUCAGCCAUGCCUUGUACAGCAAGCUGAGUGAUUCUCAAAAACGCUAUUUUGAUGACGAGGUGAAAUCUUACGUCGAGCGAUCCUGGUGGCUACCCGAGAAGGACUGCCCAACAUCUAACCCUAUGGUGGUGUUUCCGGUAUCGCAAAUAUCCAAAGAUGGGUAUGCGAAAACUACAAAAUGCCGCCCUGUAGUGGACUGCAGAGGUGUCAAUAAGCACUUGGGGGUGGCGGGCUAUCCUGGUGCCACCGUUGCUGAGAUCUUGAGAGAUACCAGGCUCAGAUGGGAGCCCUAUAGCCGACUUAUUACAAGAGACGCAAGUCGUGCGUUCUACUGUGUCCGGACAGUGCAUAAGAGCUACCUCACGCUUAAUGGAAGGGCAUACUCAAGCUCUCGGCUGGUCUUCGGCCUGAAAUGUGGGCCGUGCGCCUUGCUCUCUUGUCUGGACCAUAUGCUAGCGGUGUCCGCCAGUUUGCUGGACAAAGCCGAUGCUGAGGCUCUCUCGAAGAGUGGUGUGUACCUUUACCUCGACGACCUCACCAUACUAGUGUCAUGUGGGACCAGUCCAGUUGCGGAUCGAUUCCUCACCGCACUAAAUAAAGUGGCCAGUUUAACUGGUUUCUCCUUUCCGGACGAGAAGGGGAACGACAACCUCAAGGACCACCAGUUUCGUCAUCUUGGUAUCACCUGGUCGUUUGAGGGAGGUCUCCUCAGCUUCUCCUGCGUUAAGCACCCAGUCCCGCACCUGACUACCUCAGGAGAUCUUUUUCCUUCCACUUGGACCUGUCGUAAACUCUUCGCAGUUGCUGGUCAGGCUGGUUGGGGCUCAGACCCGCUGGGAGUUCAUCCUAGGGUGCGUCUCUGUGGAGAUCUACUGCGCACAGUCGGUGGGCAGCAGCUCCGCCAACACGGUUGGGAUGGACGGUUCACUUUGGAGAAGGGUACCUGGGAUUAUAACGUACUCCACCGUUGUAUCCAGGAGAUUGUUGAGCACAUAUCGCACCGUUGCUGUCAUACAACAGGGUCCUCUCCAUGCAGGGAAUUACUCGUAUGGUCCGAUGCUAGUCCUUCUGGAGCCGGUUACUGCUGCUAUGCCGGACCAGGGGGUGGAGUGAAGGAAUGGUAUUUGGGAGGUAACGCCUUUAUAUGGUCUGGUCCCUCUCGCUCGUACCACAUAAAUCGCAAGGAGCUCAUAGCUCUAGGCAAAGCGGUGACCUACGUGCACUCUCUGGUGGUGGAGUGUCCUUCGCUUAUCCUGUCGCGGGAUACUGGUGGUUCUACCCUGCCUCUAAAGAGGGUAGUUUUUCAUAGCGACUCUCAAACUGCUCUUUCGUGGGCGGAGUUGGGCCAUGCGGGGUGCUCAAGCACUGAGAAGGUGAUGGUUAAGAGACUGGCCAACAAUCUCAGAGAGUUGAUCGACGAGAUCCGCGCCUACGGUGUUGAGGUCGCCAUGAAGAAGGUCACCGGCGAAGCUAACGCAGAGGCCGACAAGCUGAGUAGGCUAUUGGAGGAUAUGGGGCUUCAUACCCAGACUGGAGACGUGGAAGUUGAGGAUCCUUCUAGCCAACGGCUCUCCGUAGUCGUGAGUCCCAACGAUGGAGGCUUGGGCUCACCGGGGGAUGAGGCUCGUCGGCGUUUUGCAAGCAUUCAGCAAUCUUCUGAGAAGAUGAAGGACAUCAUCCACAAGCUCUCCGAGGCCGAUUACCCGGAUGGUAUACUGGUGGAUGGUAAAACGGAGUAUCUAAAAGUGGACAAUGGCCUCCUCGUCGCCUUGAAGUUUCCUCAUGGUGAUACUGCUGAGCCUGCUCGCCAAGUUAUCGUUAUUCCUACCGAUUCCGAACUCGGUUUCUCGGAGGCCAAGCGGAUCAUAACCAGCUAUCACGUGUCUGGUAUCCACGAUCAUUGCCGGCGGACAAGAUGGCGAGUUGGUAGGGACUUCUGGAUUCCAGGGAUCACCGCCAUUGCUGCUAAGAUUGUUCGGGAGUGUCCCGACUGCCAGGCUGCUGCGACAUCGAGGUUCUUUGGACUGUCCGGCGGGGGCUAUAACCACUUGGAUGCUGGUGUUCGCAACAUCUGGAGCGUCGUGAGCUGUGACCUGGCUGGCCCGUUUGUUAAGUCGAAGCAGAACCAUACUUAUGCUCUGGUGUUCGUAUGUGAGUUCUCGAAGUUUACGUACAUGCUCGGAAUCCCAGACUCCUCAGGGAGAUCGGUCUCUCAUGGCAUGGAGACAGUGUUCGACAUUCUCGGUACUCCUGAGAGGCUACGCAGUGAUGGCGGACCAUGCUUCAGGAGUCGGUUCCUAGGCAACUUUCUUUCUCGUCGAGGGGUGAAGCACCAGGUCUGUCUGCCAUAUGCUCCUUGGCAGAAUGGUAGUGCCGAAGCUGCGGUCGGUUCUCUAAAGCGCACUCUUCGCCGUUACCGCGAUGUCUAUAAUGCUAAUGGCAGAUGA
This is a messenger RNA of Perkinsus marinus ATCC 50983, 4779 nucleotides long. RefSeq names its product retrovirus polyprotein, putative. The transcript has a single exon. Gene Ontology annotation, molecular function: nucleic acid binding; metal ion binding. Bases 1 to 4779 code for a protein of 1592 amino acids. The record is from RefSeq and is a predicted model, not a curated record. Gene Ontology annotation, biological process: DNA integration. Lineage: Eukaryota; Perkinsozoa; Perkinsida; Perkinsidae.